This is a messenger RNA of Cyclocybe aegerita, 510 nucleotides long. NCBI's taxonomy places the organism in Eukaryota, Fungi, Basidiomycota, Agaricomycetes, Agaricales, Hemipholiotaceae. The record is from the annotation of a GenBank genome assembly.
AUGGAGUACAGCGGAAAGAGGACAGAUGUGGUGGAUUUCGGUGGGGAGAUGGAUUAUUCCCAUGUGCAGUGGUUCCAAGAUCGGCCCCCUCGACCUACGCCGGUUCCUCAACCAGCACCUCAACCACAAUACCAUCCUUCACCGCAUGUUAUCGAACGGAAUGAGGCGUUUGUAUAUGCCCUCAGCGCUGCACCCAACAUUCUAUAUCAACGCUACAAACAAUUUGGACAGUUGGGCGUCUUAGGCUGGUGUUCGGAGUUCAGUGAACUCAUUGACAACCUCAAGGCGCUGGGGUUUGAGGGAAACAUGUUCGUCGCAACCAGAGAACAAGCCUUGAAGACAUGCGAACAGCUUCUGCAGCUCAAGUUGGAAGACGUCAAGAUGCAGCUCAUUAUAAUGUACCUUUCAACCCAGGUAGCAAGACUUCGCCGGUUCUUGGACGGUGAUCGUAUUUGGGACGACUACCCUGAGCCUCAGUUUCCAUUAGAGCCGAAAUACCAGCAAUUAUAG